AGUGAAAAACUUGGGCCUGUGCACUCAAAAAAACCUCCCUGUUCAUCAUCGUCCAUCUCCAUCACCAUCACCAUCACCAUCACCAUCAACGUCCCUGACCAAAGCCACGGCGUUUGUUUAGUCUCUCUCUGCCGUCCGAAAGAGAUGUUCUUUUGAGGUCUUCGAAUAACUUAUUCGAAGAACGAUUAAGUAGUAAGGAAAUUCGGUGCCAAAAAGGAAAUAAUAAUAAUAAUAAAAAAGUUGAGAGAAGAAUCGAUGGUAUUCUCUGUUUCGAUCACUACUUAUAUUGAUUAACUCUCCUAGGAUGAUCUCUUUUUCCUCGGUUUGUAAGGUUGAGUACUGAAUGGGAAAUCGUGGGCAAAAGCGUACAGAAACAGUAGAAGAAUUGCCGGCCGAUAAACGAGCCUGCAACUCUCUGGAGUUCAGACCGAGUUCAUCAAAUUCAUCUGUUCAAACUCAUAUGAAUUCUACUAAUUCAACUGCUGAAACCGGUGACCAUGAUAUGGAUACCUCAUCUUCUGCUUCGGCCUCUAGCCGGUCAGAGGGAGAACCCGAAAAGGAUUCAACAUAUGGGUCUUGUGACUCUGAUGAUGCAGAGCAAAGACACUCUGAGCUUAGAGACUAUCAGAGGCGGAGAUCUUCUGGUGAUCAUGGAAAAUUCAAGAGGAUCUUAUCAGUUCUGAAUGAAGAAACAGACGAGUCUGGUCAGCUAGUCGUGCUUACAGAGCUAUGUGAAGUGCUGUCAUUUUGUACAGAGAAUUCACUUUCUAGCAUGACAGCUGACUCCUUAUCUCCUUAUCUUGUAAGGCUCUCAAGACAUGAGACUAACCCAGAAAUUAUGCUAUUGGCUAUAAGAGCUAUAACUUAUCUUUGCGAUGUUUAUCCCCGAUCAUCGGGUUUUCUGGUCCGACAUGAUGCUAUUCCUGCUCUUUGUCAAAGACUGAUGGCAAUUGAAUACUUGGAUGUGGCAGAGCAGGUAAACUUGAUGUUUUCCUUUGUGUUUAUACUAGGAAUAUAUGUUUUUUGUGUGUGUCUUAAUACAUUGCUUAUCUACAUUAAGUGUUUGCAAGCAUUGGAGAAAAUAUCGCGGGAGCAACCACUCGCUUGUUUGCAGGCUGGUGCAAUAAUGGCUGUCCUGAGUUUUAUCGAUUUCUUCUCAACAAGCAUUCAGAGAGUUGCUCUUUCCACUGUGAUGAACAUAUGCAAGAAACUUCCUUCUGAAUGUCCCUCCCCUUUUAUGGAGGCUGUUCCGAUAUUAUGCAAUCUUCUUCAUUAUGAAGAUAAGCAGCUUGUUGAAAAUGUGGCUCUCUGCUUGAUUAGAAUUACAGACAGAGUUAGGAAGUCUUCUGAGAUGCUGGAUGAACUUUGCAAGCAUGGGUUAAUUGAGCAGACCACUCAUUUCAUAAACUCAAGUAGCCGAACUACUAUGUCACUACCAGUUUAUAAUGGGUUACUAGGGGUACUAGUCAAACUUUGCUCUGGUUCAACUGUAGCAUUCAAGACUUUGUUUGAGCUUAAUAUAAGUAGCAUAUUGAAGGAUACCUUGUCUAAUUAUGACAUGUCACAUGGAGUUUCCUCUCCACGUACAAUUGAUGGGCAGGGAAAUCAGGUAUAUGAAGUUUUAAACUUAAUAAACGCGCUUCUUCCUGCUUCAACCGGAGAUCAAGAUGCACCAGAAUUAUUGGAUAAAGAAUCAUUUCUCAAAAACCAGCCUGACCUUUUGAAAAAAUUUGGGAUGGAUAUUCUUCCCUCCAUGAUCCAGGUGGUUAAUUCUGGGGCAAAUUUAUAUAUUUCCUUUGGUUGCCUUUUUGUAAUCAACAAGAUGAUUCAUUUGAGCACUGCUGACUUGCUUGUUGAAGUGCUCAAGAAUGCCAACUUUUCAAGUUUCUUGGCUGGUGUAUUUACUAGAAUGGAUCCUCAUGUUUUGAUCUUGGCCCUGAAAAUAGCUGAAUUGGUUCUCCAAAAGCUUUCAGAUAUUUUCUUGGACUCUUUUGUGAAAGAAGGCGUUCUUUUUGCCAUUGAUGCCCUGUUAACAUCAGAAAAGUGUCCUGAUUUAAAGCAAGAUAAAUAUUCACAAUUAACGGUCCCUGUGUUUUGUACGACACAGGUCUCAUCUGAUUCGAGUCAAAAGUCUGUUUUCAGGGAGGCUCGGACAUGCUUAUGUUACACUUUUGCUACUGGCAGCACAGCUUCAACAGUGGAAAGUAAUAGCUGCAAGCUUGAAAAGGAUUCUGUUUACAAUAUUGCUAUGCAUAUAAGAACAAGUUAUUUCUCAGCUGAUUUAUUUGACUCCAAUAUAACAUUAACUGAUGUUCUUCAAGAGCUCAAAAGUUAUUCUUUGGCACUAAAUGAUUUGUUGAACAUCCCCAUGAACAAUGAGGCCUUUGAUCAACAUGAGGAGAGGUUCUAUGAUAUAUUAUAUCAAGUGAUCGCGAAGCUUAAUGGAAGUGAGCCCAUCUCCACAUUUGAGUUUAUUGAAAGUGGACUUGUCAAAUCAUUGGUUAAUUACUUGUCAGAUGGUCAGUAUUUGAGAAAAGAAAGAGAGUGCUGUGUUAAUCACAGUAAUAUCCAUGCCAUGGAGAAAAGAUUUGAAGCAUUUGCAAAAGUGUAUUUGCUUUCAUCAGACCCACUUUCUCAGGACUCGCCCCUAUCAGCAUUCAUACUUAAAUUACAAAAUGGACUAUCUUCUUUGGAAACAUUUCCUGUUGUUUUGAAUAAUGCCAAGAUGAGGAGCUCAUUUGCUGCUGUUCCAAGUGGCCGUUGCAUAAUGUAUCCAUCUCUAACAGUUCGUUUUGUAAGAGGUGAAGGAGAGACAGGCCUCAGUGACUACAGUGAAGAUUAUCUGACAGCUGACCCCUUUUCCUCAGUGGGUGCCAUUGAAGGGUUUCUGUGGCCUAAAGUCAGUAGUGAAGUGACAAAGCCACUGAUGCAAGGUUCAGGCCAAUUACAAGAGCUGCCACUUCAAUCAUUAGCACCUUCAAGUUCUAGCCCAGAUGGAAGUCUGGAUGACAGGGGAUCAGACAGCAUGUUGACAGAUUUGGCUGAGAUGCAGGAGACUCAUGCUGCUUUGUCACAGGCUUCCCAUGAACAAGCAGCCACUUCUAGUGUGGUAACCCCUGGAGCAAUGUCUCAGGAAUCUGCAGAGGAAGUACAGUUUUAUCCGAAGGCAGAUAUUGAUAUGGAAAGGGAAUUGUCUGCAUCUAGGAGUGGUACAGAUGCUUUGCGGAACCUGUUAUUUUUCCUUGACGGGCAACUGCUAGAGAGGGACUUGACUUUAUACCAGGCAAUUAUUCAAAAAAAAAUUAGAGAGCGUGAAACUGUUGCCAGCACGAGAUUGUGGAGCCAAGUUUACACCUUAACAUACAGAAAAUCUGUAAAUAAACCUUAUACUAUUAAGGAAUGCUCUUGUGCAGUUAAAAAGUGUGGUCUAUCUGACACAAUCAAGAUGUAUGUGCAGCCAACUUCAUUUGCCUCCAGCAUGUUCACUUCUGAUCUUGUUGAUGACUUGGAGAAACCGAGCCCUACUUAUGAUAUAAUGUAUCUGCUGAAAUGCUUGGAAAGGAUGAACAGGUUUUGUUUUCAUCUGAUAUCUCAGGAAAGAAUGGGUGCUUUUGCAGAAGGAAAACUUGAUGAUUUGGAUAGUUUAAACGUAGCAGCAAUACCUUCAGUGCCGCAGAAUGAGUUUGUAAGUAGUAAACUGACAGAAAAACUAGAACAGCAGAUGCGUGACCGAAUGGCUGUGUCUGUUGGUGGUAUGCCUUCAUGGUGCAGUCAGAUAAUGGCCUCAUGUCCCUUUCUGUUUAGUUUUGAGGCAAGAUGCAUGUACUUUCGUUUGGGAGCAUUUGGUCAGUCGCCGCUAUCUCAUAGUGAUGCAGCCACCACAAUUGACAGACGAGUAAGAUCUGGUGGCCUGUCUCGUAAAAAGUUUUUGGUUUCCCGUGAUAGCAUUCUGGAAUCUGCUAAACAAAUGAUGGAACAGCAUGCCCGCCAUAAAGGACUACUUGAGGUAGUGUUUAAUGAUGAAGUUGGCACCGGUAUUGGUCCAACAUUGGAAUUCUUUACCUUGGUUAGCCAUGAAUUUCAGAAGACUGGACUGGGCAUGUGGAGAGAUGAUCAUGGAUCUGCUUCUGAUACUAGUUGGCAGCUUGAGAAUAAAGAGUUUGUGAUGUGCCCCUUGGGUCUAUUUCCUCACCCAUGGUCAUCUUCUACCGAUGUAUCUGAUGGAACUCAAUUUAGUGGCGUAAUGAAAAACUUUGAACUCCUGGGACAAAUUUUAGCAAAGGCUCUUCAUAAUGGACGAGUUUUGGAUCUUCACUUCUCAAAAGCUUUCUAUAAGCUUAUUCUUGGACAGGAACUUGGUUUGUUUGAUAUCAUGUCAUUUGAUCCUGAGCUUGGAAGGACAUUGCUAGAGUUCAAAGCUCUUGCAGAUAGAAAACUCUUUCUGGAUUCCACUGGUGGAGUUGUUUCCACUUCUAAUAUUGAUACAUGCUUCCGGAAUACCAGAAUCGAGGAUCUUUUCCUCGAUUUUACACUUCCUGGGUAUCCUGAUUUUUGUCUUGCUUCUGGGCCUGAUUAUGACACUGUAACUAUGAGAAACUUGGAAAAUUAUGUUUCACUUGUUGUAGAUGCAACUUUAAAUGGUGGAAUUUCAAGACAAAUGGAAGCUUUUAAAUUAGGCUUUAAUCAGGUUUUCCCUAUAGAGCAACUUCAGAUCUUUACUGAAGAGGAAUUAGAACGCUUACUAUGCGGAGAACACAAUUCUUGGGCUGCUGACGAGCUUGUUGAUCAAGUGAAGUUUGAUCAUGGAUACACUGCUAGCAGUCCUCCUGUGGUUAAUUUGUUAGAGAUAAUACAAGAGUUCAACAAGAAACAACAGCGAGCUUUCUUGCAAUUUGUGACUGGAGCACCCCGUUUACCUCCAGGAGGUUUGGCAUCUCUUAAUCCAAAGUUGACUAUUGUUCGAAAGCAUUGUAACGGCUAUGUAGAUGCAGACCUCCCAAGCGUCAUGACGUGUGCCAACUAUCUUAAACUGCCACCCUACUCGUCAAAAGAGAGGAUGAAAGAGAAGCUAUUGUAUGCGAUAACAGAAGGACAAGGAUCCUUCCAUCUUUCGUAGGCGACAACUUGCUCAGCUUAGAACUGUGAAUUUGUAAGUAUUAGAGUAGGAGGGGCAGAUGUGAUUGCUGGUUUGAUGUAGAUAAAGAAAUGGUGGCCGGUGAUGACUGAAGAAGAUAGGAUCUUUUUCUUUACUGACUAUAACUGGUUGAGGUUGGUUAAUAGUUGGUGUUGAAUGUGGAUAGUUUAAUUUAGUUUUAUAGAGAAAACUUGUGUAUAGAUGGUUUGAAGUUUCAGAGGCAUUUGGUUUACAAACCUGUACAGAAGAGAUGUUUGAUCUCAUAACAUCAAAAGCAGUUUCCUUUCAAACAAAAUUUGCUGUUUUCAUUUGCUAUUAUUGGCUCGAGGAAAAUGACCUUUUCUUUAGUUUAAA
Messenger RNA from Cannabis sativa, 5488 nucleotides. RefSeq names its product E3 ubiquitin-protein ligase UPL4. Bases 344 to 5116 code for a protein of 1590 amino acids. The record is from RefSeq and is a predicted model, not a curated record. Gene Ontology annotation, biological process: protein polyubiquitination; proteasome-mediated ubiquitin-dependent protein catabolic process. Gene Ontology annotation, molecular function: ubiquitin protein ligase activity. The transcript is spliced from 16 exons. NCBI's taxonomy places the organism in Eukaryota, Viridiplantae, Streptophyta, Magnoliopsida, Rosales, Cannabaceae.